ACCGAGUAAUUUAUUCUAAUAUUUUUUACUUGUCAACUAUAGAUAAGCACGAAGUUAGAACGAUGUAGAGACAUUGUUCGUUUGAGUUUUAAUUUAGAAGAACGUUUGAUCGCAACUAUGACAAAAAGCAAAGAAUUAACACUACCUCUAGAAAAAUAUACAUUUUUCGAUCAAAUUGCAUCACGCAUGCAAAUACUUACAAAUGGUGAUUUAAGUACAUUAAUUCAAUUUUGCGAUUCUACGUGCAAUAGUCUCGAAUAGAAAAUACGCUAUUACGUUUUAUGAUUGUUUCGUUUGGCGAUUGCUCGUGUGAUACAGGUGUCCAUCGAGAUCUACGGGAAACAUGUUUGUAGCGGAGCGUUAAUGCACGAAUCAUGGGUGAUGACUGUGGCGUCCUGCGUUUUUGGUUCGGACCCGGCUACGAUGACUGUACGAGUACGUUCGUCCAUGCUUUCUGUCGAAGGAGACGAAUUGGAAGUGGCCAACAUCGUCGUACACGAAGAUUUUGAUAAGUACGUGCUGCUCAAUGAUAUCGCGCUUAUCAAGCUGAGAAUUCCCGUACAAUUCGGCGAGAAAUUGUUGCCAAUAGAACUUCCGGAAAAGGAAGACUACAAGCUCGAUGAUGGAACGACGUGUUACGUGACAGGCUGGAGGCAUACUCUGGCUGGUCCGGUGGAAUCCCGGCUCACGGUGACAGCUGUACCGCUCGUGAAUCAGAGUACCUGCAGCUCGACGAUGCCCUGUUACGAGCCAGUGUUCCAGACGAUGCUCUGCGCUGGUAACAUGACCCACGGGGUAGAGACGUGUCAGGGUGAUCCAGGUGCUCCGCUGAUGGAAGGCCAGACGCUGAUUGGUGUUCUAUCCUACGGAUUAGGAUGUAAAACUAUGAUACAUCCGGGUGUAUACACUCGUGUCAGCAGUUACCUAGCUUGGAUCUCGGCAAAUUCCGGUAUCCACUAUAUAUGAGAUGAUAUUCGUGAAACUACAAUGUCAACAUCGCUAACCUUUACCCGGAAGUCGUGGCAAACUGAAGCUUCUACCGUUCUAAAGGAAUGACGGAAUGGCUGGAAGAUUCUUCUACCCGUUCGUAUAUCGUCAGGGCGAUGUCAAAGCUAUCUCGCUUUAUAAAUUUGUCGAACGUAGUAAAAGGGCUUUAUGAAAAUACAACGAA
Molecule: messenger RNA, 1171 nt
Organism: Bombus huntii
Lineage: Eukaryota; Metazoa; Arthropoda; Insecta; Hymenoptera; Apidae
Product: trypsin-4-like
Exons: 5
Coding region: 364-966 (200 amino acids)
Biological process (GO): proteolysis
Molecular function (GO): serine-type endopeptidase activity
Source: RefSeq, a predicted model, not a curated record